Messenger RNA from Ilyonectria robusta, 1932 nucleotides. RefSeq lists its product as uncharacterized. Gene Ontology annotation, biological process: silent mating-type cassette heterochromatin formation. Bases 1 to 1932 code for a protein of 643 amino acids. Gene Ontology annotation, cellular component: SHREC complex; rDNA heterochromatin. The record is from RefSeq and is a predicted model, not a curated record. Lineage: Eukaryota; Fungi; Ascomycota; Sordariomycetes; Hypocreales; Nectriaceae. The transcript has 2 exons.
AUGGCGGACAUGAGGGAAUUCGACGUUAUCCGGGUAGCCAGAAGCGAUGGUUCGGACACUGGCCCAGGAUAUUGGCCGAUGACCGCACCAGCCCCUGCUACCUCGAUGAAGAAGACAGCUAAGGACGCCAUCGCAGCGGAAAAGGCGCCGAGGACAAAACCGCAAAUGGUCCGGCUAGCCGAGGACGACCCUAGGUUCGUCGAGUGGAGGGUUAAGCUGGGCAUCUUGCUGAAACAGGAGCUCUGCCCAAACCCCGAUGAAGGGAACUCAUGGUAUGUCCAGUUUCCGCGAGGAUACUGGCUGUACGAAAAAUCGAAACACCUUUGGGUUUCUGGUUACCCACUAAAGGCCAAGCUCUUCAAGAGCCCUCAAGAGUUCGCCGUCCACCUGAUAUGGUUGCUCUCCACUUCCAUGGACUACCGGGACUGCUGCUGUGCGCACUGCAAUGCGGGAAAUCUGGCCAAAGGAGCCGCCGCCAUGGAGGAUACUCUCAUCAUCACUCAUGAGGCACCGAAGCCCGAGAAGAUGCCUCCCAAGGUCACGCCAGUCCCGCUGCCCCAGAUACCUGGACAGCCGCUGCUUAAGCAUUCCGUUGCCGUUCCACGUUCGACAUCGGCACAGUCAACCCCGGUGGUAACAGCCCAGAACUCACCGGUGCCUGCUGUAACUAAACCCAAGGUGCAAACCCUGCCACCCCAAUCUCUACCACCCGUCCAACCACCCGUCCAACCUUCACCUCAACCAUUACCUCAGGCUCAGGCCCAAGCCCCGCCCCCGCAGUCUCAAGCACCUCCCCAGCUUCAAUCUCAACCUCAAAUACAAACGCAGCCUCAGCCUCAGGCCCAACCCCAAGUGGCCCCGCAGCCCCAGGUUCAACUACAACCUCACCAGCAGCAACAACAAGCACAACCCCAGCCUCAACCGCAACCACAAAUCACCCAAUGGGCUCUCAAGUCUUCCCUCAUGUUCCGUGCGGGAGAGCUGGUUUGGUAUCAGAACGGAACUACCUGGCGUCUCGGCAUGAUUGCUGCCUCUGCUAAUGGCAAUCAUGAGCUCAUGCCCAUCGGACACGGCGUAGUUCAACAACAGAACGUCAACAAGCUUGAUGGCGACAUGCGACCAUUCCACGCCUUUACAGUUCCCCCAGUCGCUAUUCCUGACCUAAAGGAGAAGAUAUUCGAUGAGAUUCCCUGGGAAGGCAUGUUCCGAGCCCCAGGGAACGACGGAAACAAGCGGGAAUUGAUUACCCUCGAUGCCUCCAAGAUGGCCGCUGCCAAGAUCGACUACUCCUAUUCGCUCUGGACCCAAUUAUCUGAGGAUCCCAACGCUAAGACUGUUACAUACUACGGAUGUUUCUUCGGAGCCGAACGGGUUGAGAUCGGAGAUACCCUCCGCCUGAGGUCACUUCCUGCCGAGUUCAACGUUCCAGCUGAGACUGGCGUCUUGGGUCUACGAUUUAUCUUCACGACCAAGGACUUCCCUGGCGGCGUGUUCUUCCGUGGACACAUCUAUCAGCCCGUAAAGGGAGAUGCCGACCCCCCGAACGUCGUUGCUGAAGAGCACCUGCCCAUUGCCCUGAGGGAUGAAAGCCAGUGGCGCAACUCGACAAGUCCCGGCAAGCGCUGGCGCUGGGCCCUUGUCAAGGAGAAUGUCGUGUUCAAGGAGCAAUCGAUUAGAGGUCGAUUCUACCCCAUCCACCGACUGAUGCCCAUUCUCAACCCCGAUGGCUUCCGGCAGGCCGUCGCCCAGGGCCAGACCGACGAACAAUACGCGCACCUUAACAACCGUAUGGAUGGGUCUGGGAGGUACCUGGGCCGCAAGUCAAAUCGUCUGAACGCCCUCGGUGCCUCAGUACCCCACACAGCGAGAUUUGCGAUGGAACCCUAUGUAAGGGAGGAGGCUCCUAAGGACCCGGGGGCGCAAAAGGAAUAG